Eurytemora carolleeae is the source of this 1314-nucleotide messenger RNA. RefSeq names its product 60S ribosomal protein L3. Gene Ontology annotation, biological process: ribosomal large subunit assembly; translation. NCBI's taxonomy places the organism in Eukaryota, Metazoa, Arthropoda, Copepoda, Calanoida, Temoridae. The record is from RefSeq and is a predicted model, not a curated record. The transcript is spliced from 10 exons. Gene Ontology annotation, molecular function: structural constituent of ribosome; RNA binding. Gene Ontology annotation, cellular component: cytosolic large ribosomal subunit; ribosome. The coding region runs from base 5 to 1201 and encodes 398 amino acids.
AAGUAUGUCGCAUCGUAAAUUCGAAGCGCCCCGCCACGGGUCUAAGGGGUUUCUUCCCAAGAAAAGGUCAAAAACCUUCCGUGGGCGUGUCAAGGCGUUCCCUAAGGAUGACCCCAGCAAGCCUGUUCACAUGACCUGUUUCAUGGGAUACAAGGCGGGAAUGACCCACAUUGUCCGUGAUGUGGAUCGUCCAGGUUCCAAGGUUAACAAAAAGGAGGUUGUGGAGGCAUGUACCAUUAUUGAGACACCCCCUGUCAUUGCUAUCGGAGUUGUCGGAUAUAUUGAGACACCCCGUGGACUCAGAGCUCUGAAAACUGUGUGGGCCGAGCAUAUUGGAGAGGAGGCCAAGAGAAGGUUCUAUAAGAACUGGUCUGCGUCUAAGAAGAAGGCCUUUACGAAGUCCUGCACCAAGUGGGCUGAUGACCUGGGCAAGGCCCAGAUUGAGAAGGACUUGAAGCAGAUGAAGAGAUACUGCACCGUUAUCCGUGUCAUUGUUCACACACAGAUGAAGAUCCUUCGUCGUAGGCAGAAAAAGGCUCAUAUCAUGGAGGUUCAACUUAAUGGUGGAAGCGUCGAAGAUAAGGUGAACUGGGCCCGUGAACACUUUGAGAAGGAAGUCCCUGUCGGUCAAGUGUUUGCCCAAGACGAGGUCAUUGACAUCAUUGGUGUCACUAAGGGUCACGGAUUCAAAGGUGUAACCAGCAGAUGGCACACCAAGAAAUUGCCCCGUAAAACCCACAAGGGUUUGAGAAAGGUUGCUUGUGUUGGAGCCUGGCAUCCCAGCAGAAUCCAGUCAACUGUUCCUAGGGCUGGACAGAAGGGAUUCUUCCACCGAACUGAGAUUAACAAGAAGAUCUACAGACUGGGAGAAGGAUACAAGAUGGUGGAUGGCAAGCUUGUCAAGAACAGCGGAGCUACUGAUUAUGACCUUGCUGAUAAAUCUAUCAACCCUAUGGGUGGAUUCCCUCACUACGGAGAGGUCAAGCAGGACUUCCUUCUCAUCAAGGGUGCCUGCAUUGGUCACAAGAAGAGGCUCCUCACUCUCAGGAAGUCCCUGUUGACCCACACCAAGAAGAGAUAUCUGGAGAAGAUCAAUCUCAAGUUCAUCGAUACCAGCUCUAAGUUCGGACAUGGUCGCUUCCAGACUCCACAGGACAAGGCGGCCUUCAUGGGUCCUCUCAAGAAGGACAGGAAGGAGUAGAUCAUGUCCUGGAUCCCCCAAAUCUUCCGGGUCUCUCCGCAGUUUUCUGUUAAAAUAUGAAAACCAGCAACUUAACUUCACUUUACUCUUGUAACCUUGAAACUUGUUGCAGA